AUGUUUCUCUUCCGCCACAGUGCCGAGCCGAUGGAAGCGGAAGAGGAGCGCCAUGAACGGGUCGACAGCACGACGGAGCCCCACAAUGCGGCCACCGCUGCGGCUCGAAAGCGCAGGACGUCCGCGGAUGUGGCUAACGGCGAGGUCUCGCGCGAGGCGUCUGGCGUUGCGGAGUCGUUUGACGAAACUGGAGGUGCACCGCACACCCCGCGCGAGGGUACCGCGCCUCCGCCCGAUGUGCAUGAUAUGCUGGAGCACCAGCGUCCGCGUGACGAAGACGACGCCGAGGCGGAUAUGGCCGCUGCCGCACUGGCUGCAUCGGCCCCGGCUCCAUUCCACGGUGUCCCGACACUACCGAUGCCGCGCACUUGCGACGAGAACCCUCAAGCUGAAGCGGACGGAAACAGCACGCAGCGCCAUCGCAGCUACUCGCACACAUCACGUUUUGCGGCGCCGUCGCCACGCUCGACCAGCGGCAUCAGCCGUGGCCGCUCCUACUCGCUGAGCGGCCUCAGCGCCGCCGAACUGGCGGAUGUGCACGAGCAGCAGUACCGUCGCUGCACCUCUAUCGUCAAGUCCGCGCGCUGCAUCUCGGCACGCCGAGCCAGCUCUGUGAACGGGGUCGUCGGCGUCAUCGAUGACCUCUACACGUUGGCCAGCCGCCGCAGCAGCGCCAUGACGGAGGCUGAGCGCGUCGCAGUGGAGCGGAUGAUAGAGAACGAGUACCGCCGGCAGGAGGCGGCAGAGCGCUCGGCGCAGUUCGCGCUCGCGCGCGAGUCCAUCAUCGUCAACGAGGAGCUUGCUCGUGAGAAGGCCACGUAUGUGCGGCGCAUGCAUUUGAAUGAGGAGCUGCACGCGCGUUUGGCGAAGAGCAGCCGCACCCGCCAGGAACGCAUGACCGCUGCGGCGCAGCGUCGGCAGGAGAUUGAGCAAGAGCGGCUGCGUGUGCUCUACGGUUCGAUGAUGGAGAAGGACACUCGCUACCACUUCCGCAAUCCGUACGAGAUGAUGGCUGCGCAGCGUCGCUACAGUAUUGAGAUGCGUAGCCCUGCCGCGAUCGCGCCGCAGCGGCGCGCCUCCUCGCCGUCCACGAGGGCAAGCGGGAACGCUCAGAUGAGCCCCCGCUCGGCGGAGGGGGUUGCGAACUGUACCACGGAGGACCGCUGCACCUCGUCUCCCGCCACGAGGCGGCGUAGCAGCACCCCGAGUAUCGCCAAGUCCAAGCCGCGACAGUGCCUGCCACUCGAUGCCUGGAAGAAGCCGGUGCCGCCGCGUAAGGACUCGUGCCGGAGCGACAUCUCUGCUGAGCACCGCUGCCGAUCUCCGACUGACUGGCGGGCCACUGCGGUGUUAGAACACCCACGCCAGUGGCACUAA
This is a messenger RNA of Leishmania major strain Friedlin, 1377 nucleotides long. RefSeq lists its product as hypothetical. The coding region runs from base 1 to 1377 and encodes 458 amino acids. Lineage: Eukaryota; Euglenozoa; Kinetoplastea; Trypanosomatida; Trypanosomatidae. The record is from RefSeq and is a predicted model, not a curated record. The transcript has a single exon.